AUGGCAGAUAAUUUAGCCAUGGCAAAUCGUACUCUUACAUCCCAGUUAGAGGAAUUUGAAGAUGACGACAUGAGAGAGAUUGUAUUCUCGUCCGAGGGAGCCGAAACAAGACUAGCAGAAGAACUCGAGGAGGAGCUUUCAGACAAUAGGACACAUGUUUGUACAGUGUCAGAAAUUAUGUUAGAGGAAUCUGAAUCUGAGGACAUGAUAGAGACUGGAGUCUCGCACGAGAGAGCCGAAACAUUAAGACUAGCAGCACUCUUGCAGACGAGGGAGGAGGAGUUUUUAGAAUUCAGAAAGAAAUUCAUGGAGCUCGAGGUUAGCUACAAAGAGUUGCAUGAAAAAUACAAGAAAAUUGAACCAAGAAAUGCUACCUGA
This is a messenger RNA of Striga asiatica, 378 nucleotides long. The record is from the annotation of a GenBank genome assembly. Lineage: Eukaryota; Viridiplantae; Streptophyta; Magnoliopsida; Lamiales; Orobanchaceae.